AUGUUCGUGAACUGGUCAUUCUUCACCACCUAUCCGUAUGGAAUUCUAAAGUUGUCCAAGAUAGUGCUGGCGAUACUACAUCUUUGUUUCAGUUAUUACCGGUAUACUACCUACUUUGGUCGUGAAUUCGAAAUAUUUGCUAUUGGCCUCAACGUUAUGACUGAUGUAAUGAUGGCUCUCUUGUACUUGUUUGAUGUUCAACGCAUGAAUUUGAGCCAACAGAAUGGGAUUACGUUCUUUUUGGCUCUUAAUUUUGCUGUAGGUUGUGUUUUUGGUUAAAUAAGGAUAGGGCAAAGUUAACGUAGGUUAGGGUAGUGUUAAGAUAAGUUAGAGUGAGGUGGGGUAGGAUAAAGCAAGCUAGGGUAAAGUAAAAUAAGGUAAGGUUUCUAGAAAAAGCUAAAGUAGGGUCAUGACAAAGGAAAGGUAGAGUAGGGUAUAUGGUAGGGUAGGGUAGGGUAGAGUGGAGUAGAGUAGAGUACAGUACAGUACUGUAGGGUAGGGUAGGUCUGGGUAGAGUAUGGUGAUAUAAAGCUAAUGUAGGGUAGUUAAAAAGAAAGUAUUUUUUUAUUUUUUUGAUAUUUAGGACACAAUUGUCAGCUUUGCGGCAGUAUUUUUGCUUCCAUUGGCUUCAGUAUUCAGUUUGGUCGGAGUAAUUGCCGCUUUUAUGUAUGACUACAGCCUAAAAUUUGCAUAUGUGUUUUGUUUGGUAAGUUAAAUUUUAAUUUUUUAACUAUAUUCUGACUCUUCAAUUUUGAAAAUUAAUUUUUUUACCUAGGGCAAUUAAAAAAAAAUUUUUUUAUAUGUUAAUGAUGUUAAAUUUAAAAAAAAAAUUUUUAGGCAGUUUGCGCCCUCGUGACCGCUAUUAACUUUAUCUAUGCCAGAAGACUGUAUAAAGACACUAAUGGAGACGCCAAGAAGAUGAUUUACGGUAUCAAUGUGGGUGAUAAGGUGGUUCCAAAAACCUUUGUCUAUGAUGGUACACACUCGACUACUAUCGGCGAUCAAAAGUUUGGCUCAUUCACUGAUAGUUAA
Messenger RNA from Bursaphelenchus okinawaensis, 1032 nucleotides. Lineage: Eukaryota; Metazoa; Nematoda; Chromadorea; Rhabditida; Aphelenchoididae. The record is from the annotation of a GenBank genome assembly.